Penaeus chinensis is the source of this 2563-nucleotide messenger RNA. Its product is annotated as phosphomethylethanolamine N-methyltransferase-like. Bases 101 to 2074 code for a protein of 657 amino acids. The transcript has 16 exons. NCBI's taxonomy places the organism in Eukaryota, Metazoa, Arthropoda, Malacostraca, Decapoda, Penaeidae. The record is from RefSeq and is a predicted model, not a curated record.
CGCAUGUGUCUAGGUGAUAAAACCACGCAUGAGCUGAGAAAGUUAAUCACAUUUGAACGUACUGACGAGGAGAAAGGUGUAGAGGUCCACCGCCGGAAAAAUGGCAGCCACGGUACAAGAGGAAAAGUUGCGGCUGAAGAUGAAGAGCUACUGGCAGGUGUACAGCCCUUCCCUCGAGUCCAUGAUGCUCUCCAACGACGCCAAGUACUUGGCUGAAAAUGAACAGAACGAAGUCAUGUCUUACCUGCCUCCUUAUCAGGGGAAACGAGUCCUUGAACUUGGAGCGGGUAUUGGGCGUUUCACGGCACGCCUGGCAACAGUGGCGGGUCACGUAACAGCUGUGGACUUCAUGCAAGAAUACAUCGAUAAAAAUAAACACGAUAACAAGCACAUGGGGAACAUCAACUUCAUGUGUGCCGAUGUCACAAAAUUGGAUUUUCCUGCCGGCAGCUUUGAUUUAGUGUUCAGCAAUUGGCUGUUCAUGUACCUCGGCGACAAGGAGACGCAAGCUGUGUUCGAACGCUGCAUGAAGUGGCUUUCUCCAGGUGGACACUUCUUCGUGAGAGAGUCAUGCUACCAUCAGUCAGGAAAUGUGAAGAGGAACGAGAACCCGACAUUGUACCGCACGCCCUUGAAGUACUGCCACAUGUUGCACUCUGUCACGGCCGGAGGCAAGGCUCUGUUCAAGAUCCUCCGCGGUAAAAGCAUCCUCACCUACAUCCAUUAUCACGGCAACCCAAACCAGCUAUGUUUCCUGGCGCGACGCGUGGACGGCGAGGAGUCAGACCAGCUGGCUCAUUUCCUGCAGAGGGAGUACUCUGUGGUGAACAUCUUGGGCAGAGAGAGGGCACAUGGGUACAUGUGGUGGUCGACAGGUGGAGAGACGACGAACAGGGACUUCUGCGCCCGCCUGAACCUGCGCCCCGGCAUGCGGGUGCUGGACGUGGGCUGCGGCACCGGAGGGUCGGCCUUCUACAUGGCGCGCCACUACGGGGUUCACGUGCACGGCGUCGACCUCUCUACCAACAUGAUCCACAUCGCCAUCGAGCGCCAGGGGAAGCUGGAAGAACCUCUGAAGAAAAGGCUUCAGUUCGAAAUCAGCGACAUCCUCACCGUGGACUACGAGCAGGAAACGUAUGACGUCAUCUACAGCCGUGACAGCAUCUUCCAUAUCCCGGAGAAGCAAAAACUCUUUCAGCACAUUUACCGCUGGCUGCGUCCCGGCGGCGUCCUCUUCCUCACCGAUUUCUGCAGUGGUCCCGCAAUUCCCUCCAAGGAAUUCCUUGCAUACGUUGAUGGAGCCAAAAGGUACUCUCUCGCCGGGAAGGACUUCUACGUGAGAGAGUUGGAAUCUGCAGGAUUCACAGACGUGGCUUCCGAGGACCUCAAUGAGGACUUCAUGAAGACAAGUAAAGCGGAGCUGAAGGCCUUCACAAGCGCACGCGAAGCCUUCAUUAGUGACUUCUCGGAGGAGGACUUCGCGGAGAUCUCGUCCACCCUCGCCAAUAAGAUUCAGUGGACCCAAGAGGGACAGAUUUCAUGGAGAGCAUUCACGGCGAUAAUUAUAUUCCAGUAUCUCGCCGCCCACAUACUUCACAGGACCGAGCCCAGGCGCCUGAACCUGCCGCCUUGUUGCCAAGGCAGCCCGGAACCGGCGCUGAAGCUAUGGGACCUGGCGACGGGCGUGGCAGACAGCACAUACUAUGUAAGCCCAGACAGUGAAAAUAUGGGAUUUUUCCUUACCCUUCCAUUGCGUAGACUGGACAAGAAACAUAUAGACUGUCAGUACAUCCUUAUAUACAUCUUCUUCGCAGGAUACGACCUGCGAACGGUGAAGGCGUACGGGAAGGUCCUGGAGGAGGCUGGAUUCAAGGACGUACAGGCGGUGGAUAUGACGCAGACCUUCAUCUCCGUGUUGCAGAAUGAACUCAAGUACUUCGAACCAACACGCGAUGCUUUCGUAAAGGAUUACAGCGAGAAGGACUACAAGGAAAUCGUGGAUGGAUGGAGACAGAAGUUGGUACGGUGCAAUGCAGGCGACCAGGCUUGGGGCAUGUUCCUGGCCACCCGGUAGAAGCGCCGCGGGCCUCGGAGACAGCCUCCGAGCGAUUCCGUCUGUCUCUUGUUAGGAACACCUUUAUUCGAUUCUUUUUAUUGCAUCAUCCUUGACAAAUCAUCUUUAGCUGAAUCAUUACUUUGACCAUUGUCAAUUUCUUUUUAUUAUAAAGUCUCCAGUCAUUUUCUUUGAGAAUGAUAUGUCAUUAAUACUGUAAAGUAAAAUAGCUGCAAUCUGUUGCCGUAAUUUAUGUAUUCUAAUAUUCAAUAUAUAUGUUCAUGGUGCUGAAAACCAUGCCAAGAUGAAGACUGAGAAAUUAAUUUUCAUUCUAAUUCAAAUCUUAUCAGAACAAUGGUAAAAUAGAUGCAAAGUAUUUGCAAUUAGAAUAAUAGAAUUUCUAAUAUUUGUCAAAUAUUUUAAUCUAAAUCUUGGCACUGGUUAGAAUUAACGUUAACAAGUACUAGCAUUUAAGAAUUCUUUUGUACACAGUCAUAAACUUUAAGACCA